AUGGACUCCGAUACCAGCCGAAUGUCGACCCGGCCUUCCUCCCCCGAGGUGCACGAUAUGUUCCUGCAUGCGAUGAAGAAGCGUAUGGUGGGUUUCUCCGGUACUGUCUCGUCCACACAGAGCGACUCUCUGCCAGAGAUACCCGCGGACCUGCGGAGCCUCUCCGACGACGACGACGAUAUCACCCUGAAAAUGCUGUCAAAGAAGGACCGUAAACUGCUCUCAGAGAACGAACUGCAGGGGAUGCGGCUGAAGAUCAACAGCCGGGAGCGGAAGAGGAUGCACGACCUUAACAUCGCCAUGGACGGUCUCCGGGAGGUCAUGCCUUACGCCCACGGGCCCUCGGUGCGCAAGCUCUCCAAAAUCGCCACUCUCCUCCUGGCGAGAAACUACAUCCUGAUGCUGAGCAACUCGCUGGAGGAGAUGAAGAGGCUGGUCAGUGAGUUCUACGGCAGCGGCCACCACAGCAGCUUCCACCCCUCCGCCUGUGGUACCAUGGCGCACACCGGACCCCUGCCCGGUCAUCCGGCCGUUUCCCACGCCUCCCACCCGGUGCACCACCCACUUCUUCCCCCGGCGGUCUCCACGGUAGCCUCUCUCUCCACAACGGGUCUCACCUCGAUCAGACCCCACCAUGGACUCCUGAAAGCGCCCUCGGCCGGCCCGGGCCCCCUGGGCAGCAGUUUCCAUCACUGGGGCGCGGGGAUGCCCUGUCCGUGCAGCAUGUGCCAGGUGCCACCACAUGUUUCCGGUAUGAGCGCUGUCACCAUGUCCAGACUGACGAGUGACUCUAAAUGA
Messenger RNA from Coregonus sp. 'balchen', 798 nucleotides. The record is from the annotation of a GenBank genome assembly. NCBI's taxonomy places the organism in Eukaryota, Metazoa, Chordata, Actinopteri, Salmoniformes, Salmonidae.